Symbiodinium natans is the source of this 1956-nucleotide messenger RNA. NCBI's taxonomy places the organism in Eukaryota, Dinophyceae, Suessiales, Symbiodiniaceae. The record is from the annotation of a GenBank genome assembly.
AUGAAGGGUGUCCUGCGCAUGCUCCGCUGCGUCGAAGCCUCGGAGCCCACCACCGCGAUUCUGGCCGUGGAACAGGUGGAGACGCACCCGUUGCUGGUGUCCGGGCGCUUCAACGACCGCAUUUCGGUGCAAGAAGUGUCCGAGAAGGCUGCUCAGUAUCCACGAAAGGAGGAGGUAAGGACAAGGCGUGGCAGCCGCGAAGCGUGCUUGACAGCGGCACACUGGCGCCGGCGUUUUGAAGAGACGCAGAAGGAGCUUUUCGCUUUGCAGCGCGAGGCUGCAGCCAUGGAACGACAGUUCGAGGAGGAAGAGCGGCAGGCGGCCCUCGAGGAAGCUGCGCUGCGACUGCAGCUCGCGAAGGCUGUGGGCUUUGAGCGAGAGGUCGUGAGACUGGAAUUCCAAGACGGCAAGUGCAAGCGCCGUGUUUUCCGAGACGGCGCCAGUUCUACCGCGAGCGAGGCUCCAAGCAAGCAAUAUAGCUGCGGUAGCAAGCAAGAUAGCUGCGGUGAGAUGUCCACCCCCGAAGAGAUGUCCACCCCCGAGAAGGCCGCCGACGGCGAACUCCCGACGACGAACAAGCACGAGGGCUCGUGGAAGAAGUACGAGACUUACUACUGCGAGGUGGACCCGAAGCAGGGCGACCGCACAACCGAGAUCAAGCUGCUCUCCUUCAAGCGGCCGCACAUGCGCGGCUUCCACUUCGCGUGGUUCGGCUUCUUCAUGGCCUUCUCGUCGUGGUUCGCGUUCGCGCCGCUGAUGCCGCAGAUCAAGAAGGACCUGGGCCUGACCAAGGACGAGGUGUACAACGCGAACAUCGCAUCUGUGGCGUCGACCGUGCUCAUGCGCUUCGCUGUGGGCCCUCUGUGCGACAGGUUCGGCACGCGCACCAUGUUCUCCAUGCUGCUGACGUUCGGAGCUAUCCCGGUCUUCUUCGGUGGUCUCGUGAACAACGGUACUGGCCUGGUCAUCAUCCGCUUUGUCAUCGGUGUCCUGGGCGCGACCUUUGUGCCAUGCCAGGCGUGGUGCUCGCAGCUGUUCGCGAAGGAGAUUGUGGGCACGGCCAACGCCAUGGCUGGUGGCUGGGGCAACCUUGGAGGCGGUGCUGUUCAGCUGCUCAUGGUCGGCGUGUGGAACAUGUUCCGCACUGGCUUUGACGACGAGGAGGCCUGGCGCCUUUCUUUCAUCGUCCCCGGAGUUUUGACAUGCGGUACCGGCAUUAGCAUGUACUUCUUUUCGGACGACUCGCCGAAGGGCAACUUCAAGGAACUGGAGCAGAGGGGCGCAAUGGAGCGCCGGUCGUCCAAGAAGUCGUUCCAGGAGGGUUUCUUCCAGUACAACGCCUGGAUUCUGUUCAUCCAGUACGCGGCCUGCUUCGGCGUUGAGGUCACCAUGAACAACAUCCUCGCUGGGUACCUGGAGACCAAGUACGAGCUGUCGGUCUCCCUUGCGGGUCUCAUCGCCUCCCUGUUCGGCCUCAUGAACCUCUUCGCUCGCGCUAUGGGCGGCGCUCUAUCCGACAAGCUGUUCCAGUUGUUCGGCGCGGGCACCACCGGCAUGCGCGGGCGCAUCUAUGCGCAGUCUAUCUCUCUGGUCUGGGAGGGCAUCAUGCUCCUGAUCUUCACCCAGAUGGACUCUCUGGGCGCGACUAUCGGCGUCCUGCUGCUCUUCUCGCUCGGUGUUCAGAUGGCGGAGGGCUGCACUUUCGGAAUCGUACCCUACGUGAAGCCCACCGCAACUGGCGCCGUGUCCGGAGUGGUGGGCGCUGGGGGCAACGUCGGCGCUGUGUGCUGGGGCCUCAUUUUCCGUUUUGGCCCAUCGGAGGCCGACGAUGUCCUGUUCAUCCUUGGGUUUAUCGUGAUCGCAUCGGCCGUCAUGGGUCUCUUCGUGCUCAUCCAGGGCCACGACGGGUGCAUCACCAAAGCCAAGGGCGAGCCGGAGUCCCUUGACGUGAUCUGA